Pygoscelis adeliae (Adelie penguin) is the source of this 964-nucleotide messenger RNA. RefSeq names its product proline rich 16 (gene PRR16). Gene Ontology annotation, biological process: positive regulation of translation; positive regulation of cell size. The record is from RefSeq and is a predicted model, not a curated record. Lineage: Eukaryota; Metazoa; Chordata; Aves; Sphenisciformes; Spheniscidae.
AUGUUGGCUACUGCGCAGGCCAAGGAGGUUUUUGAAUUUAAAGACUCCUUUCUCAGAAGGGUGGUUGACCAGAUUGACACGCUGACGUCUGACCUGCAGCUGGAGGAUGAGAUGACAGACAGUUCCAAAACAGACACGCUCAACAGCAGCUCCAGCAGCACAACAGCUUCCAGCUUGGAGAAAGUCAAGGUGCGGGGCAGCGCACCACUCAUCAAGCCACCCGCGCACCCCUCCGCUAUCCUCACUGUGCUGCGGAAGCCAAAUCCGCCCCCGCCUCCGCCAACUGACGCCCGUCAACGACUGACGCCCGUCAAGUGCGACGAGCCUCCGAGGCUGCCUCCUUUGGCCAACCCUGUCAAGACUAAUGGAACCCUGCUGCGAAAUGGGGGCUUGCCAGUCGGGCCCAACCGCAUCCCAAACGGAGAUACAUGCUGUGUACCGAACAGUAAUUUGGAGAAAGUUGUGAUGCAGCCUCUGAUGCACAGACCUGAGAAAGAGCGGUGUCCUCAGCCGGGAACAAGGGAACGGGUACGAUUUAGUGAAAAAGUGCAGUACCACGGCUAUUGCCCUGACUGUGAUGUUCGGUAUAACAUUAAAAACAGGGAGGUGCACUUGCACAGUGAGCCUGCCCGUGUUGUGGGAAAGCUGCCACACCAGUGCCCUCCCCUGCCACCUCCACCACCUCCGCUGCCUCCAUUUCCUCUGGAAAAUGGAGGGUUGGGGAUAAGUCCCAGUAAUAGCUUUCCUCCUCCGAGACCUGUGACUGUGCCUCCACACACCGCACCAAAACCCCAGAAGACCAUCCUGAGGAAAUCAACCACUACAACAGUGUGAUGUAUGCCACUUGAAUCAACUCUUGGUUUUUUCCUAUAUAUAAACAUAAAUAGGUAAUGAGCACUUUCUACUUGAGCAAUAAAAAGACCCAAUGUAUUACUCCCUGUGUCCAGUGAAGUGGCAUAAAAAU